Messenger RNA from Schistosoma margrebowiei, 2420 nucleotides. The record is from the annotation of a GenBank genome assembly. NCBI's taxonomy places the organism in Eukaryota, Metazoa, Platyhelminthes, Trematoda, Strigeidida, Schistosomatidae.
UUGAAAGUCCCGUACUGAAACCAAAUAAUGCGCUUCUAAUUCAAGAGGAUGGCUAAUAGUUUGUUGAGAUUUGACGCUCAUAGCAUUUUAAAUUCAUUUGGACAUAGUACGACGUCGCUGUUCUAGGUAAAUAAUUCUUCUAGUUGGACUGUUCUGUUAUGAACCCCUUAUCACAGCAACAUAGUGUAGCUAGUAUUGGAAGCUUGUUGGGCAAUUUGCCUUUACAAGGAGAUUCAAGUUUACAACAAAAAACUCCACUUAUCCCUGGGGGUUCAGUCAAUCUUAACUUACAUGCAUCUGACAAUGCCGCCAGUAUUCCAGGCAGAACACCUUGUACUCCGCUCACUUUAUCCACUCCGUUGCAAGACCGAGAUGGUGCAAUCCCGGUACCCCAAUUACAGAAUAUUGUAUGUACCGUAUAUUUAGGAUGUAAAUUAAAUUUGAAGAAUAUAGCACUUAGUGCUCGAAAUGCUGAAUAUAAUCCAAAACGUUUUGCUGCAGUUAUAAUGCGUAUACGUGAACCUCGAACAACUGCUUUGAUUUUUUCUUCUGGUAAAAUGGUAUGUACAGGUGCAAAAAGUGAAGAGCAAGCAAGACUAGCUGCAAGAAAAUAUGCUCGUAUUAUUCAAAGGCUUGGAUUUGAAGCUCAUUUCAAAGAGUUCAAAAUUCAAAAUAUGGUUGGUUCAUGUGAUGUCCGCUUUCAUAUACGUCUUGAAGGUUUAGUAUUGUCACAAGGUCAAUUUGCAACGUGGUCUAAACUGCAAUACUGAAAACGUCUCAGUUGCUAAAGUACUUGAACAACAGAAACGGUUGAUAUUGGCGGCAGUUAAGUUUUAGGUUAAAACAAUUUCUGUAUUGGUAUUAAUUUAACUAUCCUGUUGCGGGCGAGCAAGUGACUACUCGGUACGUUUCAUCUGCCCACUUUACUUCAUCUAGAAAAGAAUCUUAAGUGAAGAGUCAACCUAGUAUUGUCAAGUUAAAUUGAUAUAAAGCGUGAUUCUGUUCAUAGUCCUGACGACUGUUGUAAUUUUUCGCGAGUCACUAUCAGUCCGUACGUUAUUCCGGAGGCCUUUACCUCUAGGACUCACUGCAAUUAGCUGCUUACGUUCUACUUCGCUUUUAUUCGACGGAACAAUGUAUAAAAACUAAAAUCACAAAGUGUGCUUAAUCCUAAUGUUACUACUUUCUAACUGCUUGCCACAGUAAAAAGGUUUCCUAAACAAAUCACAAAUAUCAAGUUGUUAAUUCCUUUAUCUAAACGCAUUAUUCUUUCCUUGUGUUCUUUAUUAGUUUAUUUAAUUCGUAAAACCUACUACAACUAGGCACGAGAAAUGGUUUGCACUACAUAAUAUAGAGAUAACUUAGUGAAGAAAUGUGUUAAGGGGAAUGCUAACAAAAAAAUCAGUAGACAAUAAUGGGAGAUAUAAUUUGGUUGAAAUUACAAUCAGAAGACUUCUUUCUGUUAGCGAAGCUCAUCUCACUCUUUUAAGAAAUUCAAAAGAAAACCACAUCACGAUCUCUACUGACUCGUAUUUCAAAAUGUCUGGUAACUCUUCAAGUUAUUAAUAUGCACCAUCUCUAGGGCCUAAACCAAAGAGGGAAUCAUACUGGAUCGAUAGAUGCACUCACAUUUCUUCGGUACUACUAACAAUAGCUAGUUCAAUCAAAUGGAAGUAUAAUGUUCUCGGGUUUAACGUGUAUAUGGUAACUCGCAUUAAUGUUUUAUCCACCAUUAUCAAAUGUCCUGAAGUAGUUUAUGUCAUGUUUGUCUUUGUAGUGAAUCAAUACAGUACAUUUCGAUCAUAUCUCAUAUGGAUUGUUCUUUUCUAAUUUUAGAUAUGAGCCAGAAUUAUUCCCUGGGUUAAUUUAUCGUAUGACUAAACCAAAGAUAGUCUUAUUAGUCUUUGUUUCUGGGAAAAUUGUUUUAACAGGAGCAAAGGUUCGUGAAGAAAUUUAUGAAGCUUUUAAUAACAUUUAUCCAAUUUUGAAAAAUUUUAAAAAAUCUGACAAAGAUCCUAGAGCUCUCACAUCAUCAUCAAAUUAUAUGCACCCAUUAACUUGAACUAAAUAUAAAUGAUCGGUUGCUUUUCGCCAGGAUGUUUUUUUUUUCUUAUUAUCUUUCUUACUAAGAUUUAAAAUAAACCAACAUCGUAAGAUACUUUUUUUCUCAGCUUUUACCAAUUGAAUUAGUCAUGCUAACAGUAUUAAAAACUAACUCUAUGAAACAACAAACUGUAUAUUUUUUCGAAAUCCAUGGUUUCUUUGAACAUUCUACAUAUGAAGAUUUUCUGUGCGUUUCUCAUUAUUUUUCCAAGUGUUUCUUUAUUAUCUGUUGACAUUUAAUUUUUGACGUCAAUAGUUUUUGAGUAUUGUAUUUGCUGUCAUUGUGUAUAUUAUUAAAAUUAGUGGUAUUAUUACUA